CUUUUUUCAUCACUUAGCCGUUUAGCACCAGCGCUAAGCCACUAUCAUCAACUCCAUAGCCCUCUCAUACCAUAAACUCCCCUCAUUUGAACGAUGAGCGGCAUCUAUAACACCUUCUGGGGUAAAGACCCUUACAAUCACGAAUAUCGUGCUCCUGGUCCAAACGACCUCAGGAGUCCUUGUCCUUUCUUGAACACGCUUGCCAAUCAUGGAUAUGUCAACCGGAGUGGCCGCUACGUCACUUUGAUCUCCGCAACCUUAGCCAUCCGUGAAGUUUACAACUUUACCCUGAUCACGUCUUUCAUCGUCGCUCUCGCCGGUUGGUUCACGGGUUUGACGCAGGGUUGGAACCCAUUUUGGUUCGAUUUGAAACAACAAAGGAUUCACAAAUCAUAUUUGAUUGAACAUGAUGCUAGUUUGACCCGUGGGAACUGGCCAGAGAACAACUGGGAGCCAAAUCAACAACUCUUCGAGGCGCUUAUCUCCAAAGCUUCGUCCCCUGAUGGACUCUCCCACGAGGAUUUCGCGCAUCAUCGUAUUGAUCAAGAGAAGAAGUUGAGCUAUACACUCAGUCAGCCUAGACAUAUUUUGGCCACGGGAGAGGUUGGAUUGAUCAUCCCCGCGUUGGGAAGGGGGAGCGAUGAGCCCAAGGAGAGGAGGAUAUCGCUUGAUUGGGCACGAUCGUUCUUCUUGCACGCGCGUCUUCCAGAUGAUUGGAAACGUAUAGACAAGACCAUACCUUGGAGCGUGGUGAAUGGUGUUGCGGGCGUUGUGAGGGAUGAUAUGAAAAAGAUUAGAGAUGGAGAGAAAACCAAGUGAAGCGUCCGUGCGGGCGGGGGGAGACUUGUGGGCGGGUGUUGGGGAAUGUAAAUGUUCGAUUUUUCUUAAAUUCUUUUUGGUCAUCGGACUCGAUCAUAGUUUGAAGCUCCAUCCCCCCCUCUCCCUCGACUAGAAACCCUGUUAUCUUUGAUACCUAUGU
Cantharellus anzutake is the source of this 979-nucleotide messenger RNA. Its product is annotated as Chloroperoxidase. The record is from RefSeq and is a predicted model, not a curated record. Lineage: Eukaryota; Fungi; Basidiomycota; Agaricomycetes; Cantharellales; Hydnaceae. The transcript has 5 exons. The coding region runs from base 94 to 819 and encodes 241 amino acids. Gene Ontology annotation, molecular function: peroxidase activity.